Kogia breviceps (pygmy sperm whale) is the source of this 1990-nucleotide messenger RNA. It is a transcript of the gene TMEM175, whose product is annotated as transmembrane protein 175. Gene Ontology annotation, molecular function: proton channel activity; potassium channel activity. The record is from RefSeq and is a predicted model, not a curated record. Lineage: Eukaryota; Metazoa; Chordata; Mammalia; Artiodactyla; Physeteridae.
GCAGGCCUCGGAACGGAUUUCGGGUGUCGCGCUAGCAGAGGGCUGGCGUCGGCGGCAGCGGCUGCCCCCGGGUGAUCUGGACCCCGGCGCGGCGCUCAACCGUCCCUCCGUUUCCACGGAGGCUGGUGCUCGGGGGCUCACCGGGCUGGGCCGCACGGCGGGAGGAGCGGGUCGUGUGCUUGGAGCGCGGGGGGGCCCGCAGUGUCCGUCUUUUUAACGAGUUGGUUGCUACUGAAAGAAAGACUGAAGAGGUUAAUUUUAGAAACCGAGUUUUGUAGCUUCUGUAGAAAAGUCAUAUCUGGCAGCAUUGGACCCAGAAUACCGCGUGUCACUCACCACCUAGAGCUGCCCCCUCAGGCUCCAGCAUGUCUGGGCCCCAGACCCCGGAGCCGCUCCUGGAUGGGCAGGGAGCCUCCCCUGCGGGCUCACAGGACGAGGACAUGGCUGAUGGGAUCCAGCGCUCACAUCGCAUGCUCAGCUUCAGCGACGCGCUUCUGUCCAUCAUCGCCACCGUAAUGAUCCUGCCUGUGACCCACACGGAGAUCUCCCCGGAACAGGAGUUUGACAAGAGUGUCCAGAAACUUCUAGCGACGAGGAUCGCUGUGUACCUGAUGACCUUCCUCAUCGUGACUGUAGCCUGGGCUGCACACACGAGGUUGUUCCAAGUUGUUGGGAAAAUAGACGAUACGCUUGCCCUGCUUAACCUGGCCUGCAUGAUGACCAUCACGUUCCUGCCGUUCACGUUUUCCUUGAUGGUGGCCUUCCCCGAGGCGCCUUUGGGCAUCCUCCUGUUCUGUGUGUGUGUGAUGGCCGUCGGGGCCGCGCAGGCGCUGAUCGUGGUCUACGCGUUCCACUUCCCCCACCUGCUGAGCCCGCAGAUCGAGCGCUCGGCCCACCGGGCCCUCUACCGGCAGCACAUCCUGGGUGUCAUUCUCCGGGGCCCGGCACUGUGCUUGGCUGCGGCCGGCUUCUCCCUCUUCUUCUACCCAGUGUCGUACCUGCUGAUGGCGACAGUCAUCUUCCUGCCCUACGUCAGCAAGGCCGCCGGCUGGUGCAGAGCCAGGCUUGUGGGCCCCAGGGAGCCCCCGGCUCACAGCCUGGAGAUCUUCACCUUCGACCAGCAGGAGCCGCUCAGCAAGGAGCGGGUGGAGGCCUUCAGCGACGGGGUCUAUGCCAUCGUGGCCACGCUGCUCAUCCUGGACAUCUGUGAGGACAACGUCCCCGACUCCAAGGACGUGAAGGAGAAGUUCCACGGCAGUCUAGUGGCGGCGCUGGGCGCGUCUGGGCCGCACUUCCUGGCCUACUUCGGCUCCUUCGCCACGGUGGGCCUGCUCUGGUUCGCCCACCACUCGCUCUUCCUGCACAUCCGCAAGGCCACGCAGCCCAUGGGGCUGCUCAACACGCUCUCGCUGGCCUUCGUGGGCGGCCUGCCCCUGGCCUACCAGCAGACGUCGGCCUUCGCGAGGCGGCCCCACGACGAGCUGGAGAGCGUACGAGUCAGCUGCGCCAUCAUCUUCUUCGCCAGCAUCUUCCAGUUCGCCAUCUGGACCACGGCGCUGCUGCAGGAGGGGGAGACGCUGCAGCCCUCGGCGCGGUUCGGGGGCCGGGAGCACGCGUUCAUGUUCGCCAAGCUCGGGCUGUACCCCUGUGCCAGCCUGCUGGCCUUCGCCUGCACCUGCGCGCUGGGCACGUUCAGCACAGCCAUCUUCCACGCCAUGCAGAUCGCCGUGCCCUUUGCCUUCCUCCUGCUGCGGCUUCUGGUGCGCCUGGCGCUGGCCGGCCUGCGGGCCCUGCGGGGCCUGCGGGGUCCGGCGCGGCCCGCACACGCCCGGCCGGCGCCUGGGGCCCUGGACGACGCGCAGUCCCCGCUUCUCCCUGCUCCCUGCUAGCGCGGCCCCAGUCCCCCGCCUGAGGUCCAAGUGUCCGGCUGGCGGCCCGGCCUCAGGUUUUGUUUUCCUUGUGAAGUUUCAUGCUCUCCUUCAGCCCCUCA